UGCUGGUUGCUAAGACACUCUUGUUUGCUUCUUGACAACCCUGGCGGGGGUGCUCUGGCUUCAGCCCCGGCUCCGGCCCCCGCGGGAGCAGCACCCCCUGGGGAAAGACACUUUCUGCUCCCACCGAGUUGGCAGGCCCGCUUCCUGACUCUGGGCAUCUCAGCUGCCUGGCCCAGCACCCCCUGAGAGCCCUCCCGCCCCUCCAGUCCCAGGGGAAGGAUCAUGGGAGAGACAGAAGGGAAGAAAGAUGAGGCUGACUAUAAGCGCCUGCAGACCUUCCCACUGGUCAGGCACUCGGACAUGCCAGAGGAGAUGCGAGUGGAAACCAUGGAGCUGUGUGUCACAGCCUGUGAGAAAUUCUCCAACAACAAUGAGAGCGCCGCCAAGAUGAUCAAGGAGACGAUGGACAAGAAGUUCGGCUCCUCAUGGCACGUGGUGAUCGGCGAAGGCUUUGGCUUUGAGAUCACGCACGAGGUGAAGAACCUCCUGUACCUGUACUUCGGGGGCACCCUGGCUGUGUGCGUCUGGAAGUGCUCCUGACCGUCCGACCCCCGCAGGGCUGUUCCUGCCUCUGUUCCAGGGAGCGGGCGGCCCUACACAGGGCCCAGCCUUUCCAAGGAGAGUUUGGGGUCUUUUCUUUCGUCCUUGUGUGCCCAUUUCCUGAGCCAUGCCCAGUGUGUGAAUCUGUGGACACCUCCCCCCAGGCUCCCAGCCAUCUCCCUCUGAAUCCCCAGUGGUGGACAGGGCAGAGGCAGUGUCUCUGUAAGGGUGGGGCGGGGACGUGUGACAGGGUAUAGGAGCCAGGGAGCUGGGAUUUUUCCCAGAAGGACAUGCCAGUCCCACCUUCUCCAGGGCUGUUGUCAUUUAGCAUCCCGAGAGCCCCACUGCCCUUCUGACCCCAGUACUGCUAAGAAAUGCCACUGUUCUUGUUGCUAGUGGCCAUGUGGAAGUGGCCCCAAGAAGGAGCCUCUAGUCUCAAGGGACACAGGCGGCUUCUCCUUGUCUCUGGGGACAGUGACCACCCCCAAAGUCUUUCCCCAGCUUGGUCAUGGGCCAAGCAAGCAAACCCCAUGCCUCACAAACCUGUGGCUCCGCAGCCCGGGUUUGGCAGGAGGCCCAAGCCCUCCCCACCCUGUCCUCUCCUGCCCAGGUGCAUGAACCUCUAGUAGCCUCGACUGCCCGAGACCAAGUGCACACGCACAAUUGGGAGCCAGGCACUGGGGCGCGGGCAGUGACCCGCGCGUGCUCACGCUGUCACUGAGCUCCGGUGAGACACUGGCCAGGAGGGCUCUCGCCGUGGGCCGCUUCAGCAGGGAACCUGGCCUGCCAGUGGCUUAUCAUCAGGGACCGCAUGCUGAUUUGUACUUCGUAUCUCUGCCGGGUUUUCUAGAUUCUUUUUGAGUGUGGGGAGAAGGGUUUUAGUAGAAGGGUGAAUCCUAUUUUACACAGCGGUCUUAUUUAUAUAAAUGUCUUGGUUUUUACAAUUAAAAGUAGCAAAAAUU
Molecule: messenger RNA, 1502 nt
Organism: Octodon degus (degu)
Lineage: Eukaryota; Metazoa; Chordata; Mammalia; Rodentia; Octodontidae
Gene: Dnal4
Product: dynein axonemal light chain 4
Exons: 4
Coding region: 223-540 (105 amino acids)
Biological process (GO): microtubule-based process
Cellular component (GO): dynein complex
Molecular function (GO): dynein light intermediate chain binding; dynein intermediate chain binding
Source: RefSeq, a predicted model, not a curated record